Molecule: messenger RNA, 335 nt
Organism: Staurois parvus
Lineage: Eukaryota; Metazoa; Chordata; Amphibia; Anura; Ranidae
Source: the annotation of a GenBank genome assembly
UCAACGGAAAGAGCCGAAGAUGUCCUCUCGGUCAUGUGAUCAGCUGUGUCCAAUCACAGCUGAUCGCUGACAGCUCGAGAGGAGAGGAGAGCCGGUAACUGGCAUUCCUCGGAGGAGACAUGUACACUGAUCAUCACGGCACUGAUGAUCAGUGUUCCCUAAUGAUCAGUGUAGCCCCAGCAGUGCCACCUGUCAGUGUCCAUCAAUGCCAGCUGUCAGUGCUCAUCAGUGCCACCUGCCAGUGCCCAUCAGUGCCACAUAUCAGUGCCUACCAGUGCACAUCAAUGCAACAUAUCAGUGCCCAUCUGAGCUGCCUUUCAGUGUCACUUAUCAGU